AUGUUCGCAGUAAAAGGAUGGUCAGUCGACUCGAGUGCGCUCAAGACACAGCAAGCCGCUCAGCCCGCCGCCAAAAAGCCCGAGGAUGGCGCAACCGGACCCUCGGCGCAAAACAAGAAGAGAAAGAGAGGAGGCAAGGACAGAACUCCCAGAGAUGUCAACGACUCGAAUGUAGGCGACCUUUGGGCUACGACCAUUGAGGGCAAGAAGGCGCCCAAGAAGCCCAAGAUCGAGAAGAAAGAGAAGGUUGAGGCUGGUGACGAGGCUGUUGCACCCAGCGCAGACGAGAAGCCUGUGGUCGAGGGAGAGAAGAAGGAGAAUGCUGCCACAGAAGAGAAGGAAAAGACGUCAGACAGCAAAAAGGCAAAGAACAAGAAGCGCCAAAAGCAGAGAGAGGAGAAGGAAAAGGAAGCCGCUUCAGCAGAAGCUGGCAAGGCCAUUACCAACACUCCGGCCGCUCCUCCCUCGCUGCCCGUCAACGCCAAACUCACUCCCAUGCAAGCCGCUAUGCGCCAGAAGCUCAUCUCUGCCCGUUUCCGCCACUUGAACGAGACCCUCUACACCGCUCCCUCGGCCACUUCGCUCGCCCUCUUCGCAGACAACCCCGAAAUGUUCGACGACUACCACUCAGGUUUCCGCCAGCAGGUCACCACGUGGCCCGAGAACCCCGUCGACAUCUUUAUCCGUUCUAUUCGCGACCGUGCAAAGGUCAAGGUCUACAACCAGAACAAGGCAUUCCGCGACGUCAAGAGAGGGAAAGCCCCCAAGGAGGAGGAAGAGCCAGCAACUGGCGAAAAAGCAAACCCUCUCCCUCGCACACACGGUACCUGCAACAUCGCAGACUUGGGCUGUGGAGACGCAAGACUAGCUGCCACUUUCCACGAAGACGGCAGCGGCACCCGCUACAACCUCAAGAUUGCCUCGUACGACUUGCAAUCACCGAGCAAGUUUGUCACAAAAGCCGAUAUUGCCAACCUGCCCUGUGCAGAUGGAAGCAUGGAUGUUGCCAUUUUCUGCUUGGCUCUUAUGGGAACGAAUUGGAUCGACUUUAUCGAAGAGGCAUACAGAAUCUUGCACUGGAAGGGCGAGUUGUGGAUCUCCGAGAUCAAAUCGAGAUUCGGAAGAGUGGGAGGCGACAAAGGCAAGGGUGGUCAGAAGGUCGUCGAGCACAGUGUAGGCAACCGCCGUAAAGCCGCUGCAAAAGCAAAGGCAGCGGACGCCACCCGUGCCAAGCUCACCGCUGAAGAGGAAGAGGCAGCUCUGCGUGAACACGUUGAUGAGGUCGUCACAAAGUCUUCUGAAGAGACUGAUAUCUCAGGCUUCGUCGAAGUUCUGCGACGAAGAGGUUUCUUACUCAAGGACGAGAAGUCUGUGGAUUUGAGCAACAAGAUGUUUGUCAAGAUGGAGUUUAUCAAGGCUGCUGCACCUGUGGUGGGCAAGAACGUGCAAGAGGCUGGCGAAGAGAGAAAGGGCGAGCAUGGAACUUGGAAGCCAAAGUUCAAGAAGUUUGUCGAGCAAGAGACCAAGGAGGUUAGUGUCGAGGAUGAGACCAAGGUGCUUAAGCCAUGCUUGUACAAGAUUAGGUAG
Aureobasidium uvarum is the source of this 1587-nucleotide messenger RNA. The record is from the annotation of a GenBank genome assembly. NCBI's taxonomy places the organism in Eukaryota, Fungi, Ascomycota, Dothideomycetes, Dothideales, Saccotheciaceae.